Messenger RNA from Bolinopsis microptera, 2291 nucleotides. RefSeq names its product phospholipid phosphatase 3-like. The coding region runs from base 61 to 897 and encodes 278 amino acids. NCBI's taxonomy places the organism in Eukaryota, Metazoa, Ctenophora, Tentaculata, Lobata, Bolinopsidae. Gene Ontology annotation, molecular function: phosphatidate phosphatase activity. The transcript is spliced from 5 exons. The record is from RefSeq and is a predicted model, not a curated record. Gene Ontology annotation, biological process: phospholipid metabolic process.
GCACUAUCAAGGCGUUUCUGUCUGCUGAAAGCAGCUAACCAGCUGGUCCCUAUUAUAAUAAUGUGUGCCGCUCUGGGAAUACUCGCUUUUACAAUGGAGCAGAAUAUGCCGGGCUUCAUAGUCGGGGAUAUCAGUCUCAACUAUCCUAAACAGAGGGAGACGUUUACGACGAUGGCGGCGUUUGCACUGAUGUUCAUGUACCCUGUAUUGGUUGUAUUUCAUUCUCUGCUUAGAGCAAGAAGAUGGGGCAGGGGAUACUGUAGCAAGUCUGUUCUGGUUUAUUGGUGGGACAAAACGUGGUGUGGGAUGUUCAUCUGUUUUGUUUUCGUUUUGUUCUCCGAGUUCAUGAAACGCUUCGUCGGCAAGUUGAGACCCAAUUUCUUUGCUAUGUGUGAGCCUGAGUACGACGAAUCUCAGGGUAAAACAUACGAAAACGUGGGUGUGUUUGUGACAAACUACACUUGUAAAAAUGAACUGGGGGCGGAGGCAGCCCGGUCAUUUCCCUCUGGGCACUCCCUCUUUGCUAUCCUUCUAUUCAGUGCUAUGGGUAACUUGUUACAAUCGCAUAGGAGCAAGGACAAGGUCCUAGACCCCUUCUGGGCCCCUAAACUUAUGCUGCAGGCUAUAAUAACAGCGAUUAUCGGACCAGCUGUUGCUCUCACUCGCUAUACAGAGCAUUACCACCACUCUUCAGACGUGCUGGUGGGUAUUGUACUGGGCUAUGUCGCCUUCCUCUGCCUCCUUGUUUUGGAGAAGUGGUUCAUUGUGGAACCUCACUGUCUAAGUGGGUACACCGGUACAACAGACGAUCCUACAUCCGGGGGCCGGAUGGAGACUAAUGUUGAUGAGAUCCCAGAAAGUUCUGUCAAAAUAGCGAAAAAUGAAGGGCAUGUGUGAUUCAACAGUUACCACAUAUCAAGUGUGAUUAAACAGUUAGCACGUGCAGUUAAACAGUUAGCACGUGUGAUUAAACAGUUAGCACGUGUGAUUAAACAGUUAGCACGUGUGAUUAAACAGUUAGCACGUGUUAUUAAACAGUUAGCACGUGUUAUUAAAAAGCUACACGUGUGAUUAAAAAGCUACACGUGUGAUUAAACAGUUAGCACGUGUUAUUAAACAGUUAGCACGUGUGAUUAAACAGUUAGCACGUGUGAUUAAACAGUUAGCACGUGUGAUUAAACAGUUAGCACGUGUUAUUAAACAGCUGCACGUGUGAUUAAACAGCUACACGUGUGAUUAAAUAAUUAGCACGUGUGAUUAAACAGUUGUAGCGCGAUGCGUUACUGUGCCGCUCCGCGCACUCAAUGAGGCUUCUCACACUCACAGCUUCUCUCUCGCUAGAUCGGCGAGAUGCGCUACUGUGCCUCGCCGAGCUGCGAUGAAUUGACAUCGUCAAUUAAAUUAAACAGCUACACGUGUGAUUAAACAGCUACACGUGUGAUUAAACGCCGAUUUCAUUUGUUAAAUUUCAUCGAUUUGUGAUUGAAGCAGCGUAACCGAAUUGAACCUAAAAAUAAUAAAAUGUAUAAUAAGAAACAUUAAGGUCCAGAUUUUUAAACUUUAUCAUCAUGAAGCGUUUAUUUAAAUUUACAGACCUUUUUUAUAUUCUUGCAAUUGCAUGCAGUGUUCCUUCCUAAUUGCUAAUAUUAUAAUUUAUGAUGAGACAAAAAUUUUGCAAUUUAGCAUAUAGGUUUUAAUUAUUGCGUUAAGGAUUAAAUAAGGAAUAUUCCUUAUUUUCUUCUAUAUAAAUAAUUGUGUAGAUAUGGAUGUUGUUAGAGCAUAGAGAUUUUGAGAUUUUUAAAAUAAUUUUUAGUAUUGCAUCAUUAAUGGUGUAAUUGUACGUACCGUACAACGUAUGUUUAGUUACACGCGGUAAACGAAAUAAAUUAGAAUUUCAACAACAAACAAUAUAAAAUAUUUAUUUAUUUUGUGAUUAUGAAACCAUUCUUACUGAAUUUACCUGGUUUGCUAGUCUUGAUCGAGUACUACUGAACAAGAAGUUUGAAAAGUUAAAGAGUGCAUCGUGCGCAUGAACACUGGCGUGUGCCGUGUAAGGUAAAUACUGAAUUUCGGCACCUAAGUUUUGAAGUUUAUAUUCACGAGUGCGCGGCUGUAUUGUGUAUCAUGGAUCGUGGUUUCGCCGGGCGCGAUUAGAUUUCGACCGUUCUCAGUUCUGUGUACAUUUGUAAAUGUUGAUUUCGAUUUUAAUGAUAAGUAUUUAAAGUUAAUGGUUAAGGAGCACAAAUUUGUACUUCAAAUCUUUAUACUAUCUUCACGAUUACUUUUAAACC